Molecule: messenger RNA, 294 nt
Organism: Dibothriocephalus latus
Lineage: Eukaryota; Metazoa; Platyhelminthes; Cestoda; Diphyllobothriidea; Diphyllobothriidae
Source: the annotation of a GenBank genome assembly
AUGAUUGCUGGCGAUGAGGAAGAUGACUGGAAACCAGGGAAUUCUGAUGUUGGAGAAGACGAUGAUGAAUCUGAAUCAAUUGAUUCGGAUGCCUCCGCUGAGGCUGAGGAAGAUGAAGAUGCGGAUGAUGCUGAUGACGAUGAUGAUGACACUGGCUCUGCCAGACGCCAAAAAGCAACUUCAUCGACGAAAAAGGCUCCAAUUAGGAGAAAGCGGAGGGCUGCCGGCUCCCCCAACCAUAUUCGUAAGUUAAUAUCCGUCCUUUUACAUCUUCACUUUUUUUCCUACAUUUGA